UAAAUUAAAAUCUUAUUUGUAAUAAUACAGAGAGCAUAUAUUUGCUAUGUUGCAAAGCUCUCAGUUGACCAAAUACAAUUGAAGCCCUAUUCUUUCAGAAAAAAAUGAAAUUGCCAUCAAUUUGUGAUUGAAUCUCAUUGUGAUAAAAGUUCAGUCUGCUGUGGUGUUUUUUCUGUGUUUACUUCAUGGUUAUCUUGAUAUGCUGAUGAAGUGUGAGCAAAGAUUAAGCAAAUUGGUCAUGAUGCUGCAUGUCCCAAAAUAGCCCUCGAGCAGAACUGAGAGGCUUUGACCAGCGCUCUGAGGAAUAACGGAGGAACGCCUUCCGGUAUUUUAGCCGCUACAAAUACGGUGAAAUGUGAGAUAUACGGCACCAACAUGAGCGACAACAUGAGCGACACACCGGUCCAGGAGCCACGGGGCCGGGGAUCGUCCUCGGGCAGCCGGCACACGGCUCCCUCCCUGCCCUUACAGCCGACCUCUGAUCCCUCCGCUCCGAGAAGGGUGUGCUUCUACAAAAGCGGCGACUAUAAAUUCAGCGGGCACCGCAUGGUCAUCAACGCUCGCACCUUCAAGACCUUCGACGCCCUGCUGGACGCCCUGGCCAAGAAAGUGCCCCUGCCGUUCGGCGUGCGCACCAUCACCACGCCGCGCGGGAUCAACCUGGUCAAGGCGCUGGACGACCUGCGCGACGGCGGCUCGUACGUUUGUUCCGAUAACAAGCGGGUGAAGCCAUUGAACCUGGACGAGGUGAACCGGCGCCAGGUGCCGUGGAACGCCACCAGGCCCCUCGGCACGGGGCGGCGAGGGCGACAAGGGCCCAAGCCCUUGGGCCCGUUCGGCGGGAAGAGCGAGGUCGCCGUCGUCGCCGGCAGGCAGGCGAGGAUCACUGAGAGGGGCGCCGUGCGGACCCCAAAGAGGCUCGUGGUCGUCAGGAACCGGGAUCCCACGGUGAAACGCACAAUUGUGCUCCAGAGGAGGAUCGCUCCGACGUUUGACGCUUUGCUGGAUUACCUGUCCCAGAUCCUGCAGUUUUCAGUGCUGAAACUGUUCUCUACGGAUGGUAGAAGAAUCGAUGGCCUCGCAGCACUCAUCCUGUGCUCGGGAGUUGUCGUGGCAGCGGGCAGUGAGCCCUUCAGACUAGGAACCUACAGUUUUCACGCAGCAAGCCAGAUGGCACAAGUAAUGUACGUAGAGACCGUGGAGCCAUCUACGUUGCAGCCCGCAACCCAGAACCACAAAUCUCUGUCGAGUGGAAGGGCCUCCAGGAAUUUUUCCCUGUCAUCAGAGAGAUACAUCGUCGACCAGAUAAAAAAGUCCAGUAGCGGAACCCCCGAGGGACGCCAGCGUCACCGCAGCGGAUCGCCUGAGACGGAGGCCCCCCGUGGUGACGCAGCCCCGGAGGCGCGUGGCGUAGCCGGGCGGGUGGGUCGCGAGCGCCGCGCCUGCAUCGUGCCUCGAGACGACGACAUCGAAAAGUCUUUCUGUGUGAACCAAGACGGCAGCAUGACGGUGGAGAUGAAGGUUCGUCUGACCAUCAAGGAGGAGGAGAUGCUCCACUGGACCACCACGCUCAGCCGCUCCAGCCUUGGCAAGGGAACGGCCUGUGCCUCCGUUUCCGAGCCGGGCAACAGCUCACCCGAGUCGAACGCCGCCGCUGCCCAGGGCUCUUCCGACGCCAGCGAGGAUGAGGCGAGAGAGGAGGACCGCCCCGCCGGGCCCGGGAAGGGUGUGGACUUUCGCACCCAACCGGCAGAUGAGGGCCGAACUGCGGGAAACGCAAAGAGCGGCGCAAAACGCACAGCCACGCCGGGCCCCCGCCGCGUCACCAAGAAGGCGUCCGUUGAGAGCGUGAAGACGACGACCGGGUCAGGGGUUCAGCUGAGCACCCUGGGGCGUUACUCCUACACGGAGAGGGGGGCUGACGGCGAGAAGACUGAGGGAUACUGCGUCGUCAAGAAAAGCAGCAGCAGCAGCAGGAGAAACAACGAGCCCCUCCCCAAAGCGAGGAUGACGGCGUCCGCGGGGGCGAGCGACCAAGGCUGCCGCUCGUCCGCCAGGUCCUCGGCGGUAGGCGAGGUUCUUGGGAUUCAGAGCAACGGGAUGGAGGUGACGGAAACCGUGAUGCACAUUUACGAGAGUCAAGGUUGCUACGACAACUAUUCCGCGAAUGAGGAAUACAGCGCGGAGAGUGGGACCGUCAAUCGCUCCACUUCGGCGCCGGAGAGCAAACCGUCCACCGAGUCGGGCCAACGCUCGUCCGGGAACGAUUGCGACAUAGAUUUGAGCUGGCAGCCGCCCACUACUCACUCGCAGCAGAGACAGAAAGAGGACAUGCUGUCGUUGUCUUCAGAGCCUGUGACUCCGUCCAAUGGGAUCAGCGUCAAUGCGGCAACAAACUCGCAGAUACGGGAGAAAGCGAAAAAAGACAAAACUCCUAAAAGCGAGACAAAGAAAAAGGCGAAUAAAGCAGCCCGGAAUGAGGGGGGUUUUACUUCAACGAGCAGCUCGGAUAAAAAGCAAAACCCAAGUAUAGUUAGCCCCCCAAAAAACGGAAAAGAUUCAUCCACGGACAAGCUUAGCAACUAUGCCAGUCUGGAAAAAAAGACUUUAAGUUCAUCGGGAAGUGCUAAAAGCGGUCAAAAGAGUAGAGGAGCGAAAAGGCCUCAAAUUAACAAAGCAAGAAAGGAUGAAAACAGUCCGAGGAAAGAACCUGCCUUAUUGAAUGCGGGAAGGACCCCACCUAAGAGGCUAAACGUGGGAAAACCAGCUGCUAAAGAUAACGGCCAUAAUGUAAACACUCCGACUGGGAGGCCUCAAAUGAAGAAGAACUUGUCAGACAUUUUACAACCCAACAAAUCCCUUUUGCCGGGCAAAAAGACAAUUAGCAGGCCCAAAUCCAUGACUGAAAGCAGAGUACCUUCACCUAAAACCUCUUUACAGUUCCCUGAGAGUUCGUUGCCUUCUCUCACCCCUUCCCCCUCCGAAGUCCACCAAUAUGUCGAGAACUGGCUGGACAAGGUCAGCCCGGACCCAGUGCCAUACACCGAGGAGGCCACCGAAGACAAAUCACAGCCUCCCACGAAGGUCGUCUUCAAGAUCGGCGACGACUCAGAAUCGGAGGAAAAGGCCCGGUCCCCGACGCCUCCGGAUGAGGCGCAUCUGUCCCCCGGCGACGCCAUCAGGCGAUCGGCUUCGCUGGCCGAUUGCUGCGGAGCCAGGGCUUUGCCGCACGGCGAGCAGCACGGGAGAGGUCUGUGUGUCUCCAUGCCGAGUGUCAGAGUCGACCUGGCGCAGCAGCAGCAGCAGGAGGAGGAGGAGGACGGACCGAGGCCGCACCCGACCGGCGGCGGGCCGGCGGCUUCGUCCACAUGCAACCUUUUGCAUCCCAAAGCAAACACUGGACAUGUCCUGCACGACCUGUACUCAUCCAUCCACUGCAUCAGAAGUGCGUGUGAGGCCGAGGCGACGCCCGGCCUCAAGAAGUCGAGCAGCCUCCCCAAUAUCUCGACACAAGUGGCGUCGGUGUUCGGCUCGUCGUGCAAAGCCUUCAUGUCGUUCCUAUCGGUGGUGACCCUGCGGGAUAACCUUACCACGCCAGCGCUGGGAGACGGCGUCGAGCACGAGGACCUGCUGACGCUGGAGUCCCUGCAGAAGAUCUCCGCCGCGGAGGACGAGGAAGAGCUGAGGGCGAGUUUGACGGAUGUGCAGAGCAGAGCGUCUUCUCGGCUCAGGGAGCGCUGGGGCGAUUUCCAGACUCUGAGGGAAAGGCUGGAAAGUGAGCCGCUGUCUCCCAAGUUUUCGGACACAGAAUUCGCCCUGGACGUCGCCUCCGAAGCGGGCGACGCAUUCGAGAACAUCGAGGAGCUGAUGGACGAGCUGAAUAUGCCGCAAGACCUGCGGGCAGAGAUUUCUUCGACGAUCCAACAAGCUAAGAGUUUUUACCCCGUGGAGGAGAGCACUUUUGUGGAAAACGAAAGAGACCCGUCGGACUCAGAGGACGACUUGGAGCAAUUUGUUGAGUGCAACAAUCAAAGAAAACCGGAGCCUGAAACUACCUCCACACCCGGGGACAUUGAUUCAACCAAAGGGGGUAACGACAUUGGAGAGAUAGAUGAAUCAGAGAUAAAGCAACCGAUGUAUUCUGAAUCAGAACACGAACACGAUAGAGAACCAGAAGUAUCACACACAGACACAGAUGAGAUCUUAAUAAACAGAGAAAAUGACGAGGAAGACGAGGAACUAGUUAAGGGAAGGAAGGACGAGGAAGGAACAGAGGAAGAGAUGGCGGUGGAGGAGGAAGAUGGGGAGAAACAAGAAGAAGCACAGAAGGUUUCAAUGGAUGAGGAUGUUCAAGAAGCGAGAGAGGAUGACAGCGUAGAGGAGACAGAUGAGAGAGAGGGCAAUGAUGAGACAGAGGAAGAGGAGGAUGAGGGGGUGGAUGUGAAGAGACUAGGGGAUGAGACUGAAGAAGACGCAGGUGAGGUAUCCGAUGAAGAAAAUAUUGUGGCAGAAGUGAAGGAGGAGGAAGAGGACGAUGCAGGUGAGUCCAUAGGGGAGACAGGUGAAAUAGAAGAGGUAGGUGUUAUUAAAGAAGCUGACGCGGAAGAGGAAGCAGAUCAGUCCAUGGGGGAGACAGAUGGAGAGGGUGUGGGAAAUAUUGACCAAUCAGAGGAGGAGGAGGCAGACACAGAUGAUUUUAGUGAAGAUGCUGAGGAGGAGGCAGAGGAAGAUUUUGAGGAUGUUGAGAAGGACAAUAGUCAGGAAAUGACUGCAGUUAUUGAGGAGAAAGAUGAGGAAGAAGAUGUAGGAUAUAUAAUUAACGAGAUUCAGGAGGAGGAGGAGGAGGAGGAGGAAACAGAAGCCCUGACCGAGAAACCUGUUGAGGGGGAGGUUAUUGAGGAGAAAGACGAGGUUGAUAUGGACGAAGAGGAGGGAGAACAAGAGCUAGUGGAGGAGGGCGAGGAUGUUGAGGUCAAAAAUAUCAAAGAACAGGUAGUUACAGUUGAGGAGGAUGAAGAAGACAAAAAUGACAGGAAUAUGAAAGAGGAAGAAAAGUGGGAUGAGGGUGAGGAGAGCGAGAAAGAGCUGCAGGAAACAGUAGACAGUCUUGAGGACCAAUCGGUAGGGGAGAAGGAAGUCGAAGUAGACAUGGAAGCAGCGCAAAUGUCAGAGAGGGAAGAUGAUGAAGAAAGGGACAGCAAGGACUUCAACGAGGGGUCAAACGAGACGCAAGAAUCAAUGGACGCGGUGGAGGGAGAAAAGGCCUCAGAAAGCAGCUGCGACGAAGCCGGUGGCGACGCGAAGGCCGUAGACCCCGACUCGCCAACCCAAUACUCCCCCGAGUGUCAGUGUGAGGACGACAAAGGCAACGGGACGGACUCUGUAAACGGAUUUCAAACAGACGAGGGAGGGGAGCCUUGCGAGGAGGGAAGCGGCACUCCGCAACAUCCCGUGGAAAUAUCACAGGAACUGCUUGACUUCGUCAACUCUGCCCUGCAGUCCUCUUCGCUCGUAUUCGCGUAUGACGCUCGGGGGAACGUCAGGUUAGAGACGGACCGGGUCACACAGGAUAAACGACCUGCUACUCUGUGUAACCGGGUUGCGCAGAACAAACAACCCGCUAUUCCAAAAAGCAGGAAGGACAUUACCUACGGUUCAAAGCGCCUGCCGAGCCCGAGCACCUCGGGUUUGUCCGAUUACAGGCCAGAAACGUCGGAGAGCGGCGGAUACAAAACCCAGGAGUCUGUGGACGUGGUCACAGACAGCGGAGAGGAGGCUCCGGCCCGCAGGCAAAAGCCCGUCGCCCUCGUCGGGAGAACAAACGCGGAGGAGCAGGCCGACCCCGAACCGCCGGGUACGAGCGACGCAGUCUCGCCAGAUUCCAGACAGAUAAGCGGAGGGAGUUUUUCUUCUCACGACUCGGUCACCGAAGCCUCCAAGGAGGAUCUGUCUUAUUUCAGCGCGGCCAGCUCCCAAAAGGCGGACACCGAACCGAACCCCGCCGCCCCAGAAGAAGACUCGGCCGACGGGGUACUGAUCGACCGAGGUCGAUGGCUGCUCAAGGAGAAUCACCUCAUCAGAAAAUCUCCCCCAGUCUCCCUGGGCAUGUACGGCCAAUUGGACAGCACAUCUGGAGAUACGGGUCCGGACGACGCCAGCCAGGAGUCCCCGUCUCGCCGCAAAUUCCAGAACGACCCUCUCGCAGCCGUAUCCUCUUCGGACCUCGAGGAGAUGGCGAAACCUCCGACUCCAAAGUGCACCUACUAUAACAUGCCGCACGGAAGCGAUUCCGACCCCUUUUCCGAUGAUAGCAGUGUCAAAAGUGGGAAAAGGGACGCGAGCAGUCUCCGAGGGAGAGGCUUCAGGGUGUCCCCUACAAUUGACACUUCCAAAACCUGGACAAACAAAAACAGUAGUACGUCUUCCUUUGCAUCGGUUGAGUUUAAAACACCAGAUAGAAAAGUGCAUCCCGAGGGGGAGUCAGUGGCUGUGACAAGAUGGACACCUGGUGGAGGACGGAGUGUACUGCAAGCACAGGACUCCCGCGACACACUCCACGUGAGAUGUAGCCGAUAUUGUCCCAUACUGUAAAAGCAGGAGGUUUAUCUCACGGAGUGAUGCACACGUGCUGGUCCCGCGUGGGCUUUUUGGUCUCGUGCUUUGUUAAUUUCGUUGUAAUGCAGCUAAAAAUGUGUUGUGUUUUGUCACAUAAUCAUGAAGUGAAGACAUUUCUUGCAGCCUCGAAAGAUGAGACGUUUUGAUUGAUGAGAGCUGUGCUUCUGAAUUAUAGGCAGAAAUGUACAAAUACACACAUUGACUUGGUGUCUUUUUCAUGGUAGCUAAAGGAUGAAGGAGGCCCGUCGGAGAGUUGAAGUAAAAUAAAUGGAAUAUAACUUUUCAGCAAACAGUUCGGCUAGAAUGCAAAACGUGUUUUCUGUGAUUACUAUUUCAUCUGCGGAGACUCUGUGGGACUCUUUUGAUACAGAUUAUUCUGUGAAAUCCAAAUUUAACCCUAACCCUAACCCAAAUUUAAUAUGAGGUCAUCUCUGAUCGAAAUGUUGUUUUGAG
Molecule: messenger RNA, 7068 nt
Organism: Pungitius pungitius (ninespine stickleback)
Lineage: Eukaryota; Metazoa; Chordata; Actinopteri; Perciformes; Gasterosteidae
Gene: rp1
Product: retinitis pigmentosa 1-like 1 protein
Biological process (GO): photoreceptor cell development; intracellular signal transduction; retina development in camera-type eye
Cellular component (GO): axoneme
Source: RefSeq, a predicted model, not a curated record